GUGAAGUGAGUGGAUAUCGAGGAAAUGAAGUUGAAUGAAUAUAUUAAUUGAUUUCUAGUACAUACAUUACCAAGAAUGAUUUGUGUUCCAUAACUGUGAAGUGAAAUGGCAUUUUCUAAUCUGUCAGUAUCAAAAUCUUCAACAGUCUUAGAACAAUUGUUGGAGGAAAUAAACUUCCAAAGAGCAAAGGAAAUGCGACAACUACUGAAAGAAGAUUCUGGGUUCGUGAUGUUACAAGGCACAACUUACUGGACGGAUUUAUUUGUGCGACAUUUCCUGUUCCAGAAUGAGUCGACUAUGGACUGUGAUGAUCUGCUGUUUUUCGUAAGGAAGAAACAUGUCAAAGGUUCCCCACGAUACCUGCCGAAAUUCGAGACUGAAGUGGACGUAUUUCGCAAAGACAGUCGCAAACUACCAAUAGGAGAUCCAGACAUUGAUUGGGAGGAGACCGUCUACCUGAACUUGAUUAUCCACCAGUUUGAGUAUACUCUUACCCUUGCCAUUUGUACAAGGACGAGUCCGAAAGAACUUCAAGUCCUGAAGAGGCACUCGCAGAAAGUAUACGCUUCACCAAGUAGAAGGAGAAUGGAUACAAAAGGAGAGGUUGAAGAGAUGACCUAUCCACACAUAUGUUUCAUGGUGGAUAAUUUCGACGAAGUUUUUCACGAUAUCCUUGUCAGGAACGGAGAAAUGGUUUGCGUCGAGUUAUUGGCUGCAGAUCGAUCUGGUAAAAUACAAGGUGUUAUAUUUUUGGGAUCGAUCAGAUAUGAUGCAUUGAAAAAAGUCUAUGACGCUAGGCAAUCCAGCCUCAGCACCAAAAUGGCCCAACGAAUGACCUUUGGCCUGUUUUCUGCGUCGACAACUCAGCGUUGCGAAUUCGUACGUAUGAAAGGGCCACAGGGCAAAGGGCAUGCUGAGAUGGCAGUCACUAAGCCUCAGGGCUCAGGAGUGGAGACACCUACCUCUGAGCCUGGAUUAUGCACAACUGAUACGUGGGACUCCGACUGGGAAGAGGAUCCUGAUGAUUUCUUUGUGUACAGGACGCAGAGGAGGUUGAGUGAUCCGAGUGCAAAUUUAAAUAAUUUCGUUAGGGGUGGAUGGAGAACUAAGUUGGAUGUGAAAGCAAAAUCUGAAAGUGAAGGAUUGGAUCGCAUCGAUAACGGGGUAACUGAGAUUGAAGCUGGAGAUUUGAGAGAUGAUAAGACUGGUUCUGAUUCCAAAUCCUAUGCUACAUGCUGUGGGUGUUUUCGAAGAGGAAAUCAGGAAUCCCUUCUAGAUAUGUACAGCCUAGAAAUGUUCAGCAUGGGGUGUACUGAUCAUGAUCACAAAAAUUGUAUUCAAAGGACUAGAUUGGGACCUCCUGGCAGUGACUGCUUUUCUGCAAUUUGCAAAGAAAAUAGAACAUCAGUGAUAACAGAAUCCCAUCAAAAUGCUAUUUCUACUGAAUGUGAACUAGCUGAUGACGCAAUUUCUUUAGAUGAAACGAAAAAUGUGCAUUAUCCUUCCAAAUAUCAUGAGCUGUCGAAAAAUAUGUAUAUAAUUGUUAAUGGUAAAGAAGAAUUACCUUGCGUUCAUCAAGUGAAUCAUUGUUCUGAAAAAACACCCAAGUAUAUCAGAAGAAUAGUUGGGACUAAUCAAUCGAUAAUUAAUAAAUUGGUGAAUCAAGACGAUGCCAUGCUACUGACAAAUCAUGAUGGCAAUUUCAAUAAAGUGAAUAUCAAGAAUGUAUUCGGUUAUUGUACUCUUCCAAAAAAUGAAAGAAGUGAUUCCUGUAAGAAAUUCUGGUUGAAACAAACUAAUCCACCGAUGAGGAUUACUCCAGAUGGAACUCAUAUACAUUAUUGGUGUGAUAUGGAUAAGAAAUAUGAUAAAGAACUGGAUGAUGGGUCCUUCAAUCCUCUGUGGGCUAUGCGUGGAUUCACGCAGACAUUCCACUUCUGGAAAGAAAACAAGAGAGCACAAUCAGUCCCAUUGAACGCAUUUCUAACUUAUAUCACACUGCCUUGGUGGAGCAUAGCUAAAGAUAUUUUGGACCAUCGAGAGGGGCCUAUUCUGACGUUCUAGCAGAACAGUGAAUGGAUUUGUUGAAAUGAAAUGAUCGACUACAUGAGGAAUGUGAGUGUAUCUGAAAUCCGA
This is a messenger RNA of Phaedon cochleariae (mustard beetle), 2136 nucleotides long. Lineage: Eukaryota; Metazoa; Arthropoda; Insecta; Coleoptera; Chrysomelidae. The record is from the annotation of a GenBank genome assembly.